UUUACCCUUGUGGUCCCUGAUGGCUUCGCACAGUGAUACUCUGGUGGUGUUCUUUGGGGCAACAGCUGGUGCAAAUGGGGGUAAACUGGGUUCGGAUGAGAGGGAAAUAAUUCUCUUGGUGUGGCAAAUUGUGGACCUACGUGAGAAAAAGGUGGGCAAGCUUCACAGAUGUCUUGUCAAGCCAGACACUUUGGAGCUUCCAGAUCAAUGCAAAGAAGAGACUGGCCUCUGUUUGGACGAUCUUGUCAAUGCCGAGCCCUUGGAUAAAGUUCUGCAACAGUUUCAGCAGUCUGUGACAUCGGAAUUGGAGUGUCUUGACAGAAGCUCUUAUACACUUUGUGUCAACAGUCCCCUUGUCAUCCGACAGGCCCUCCACCCCGAGGCUUCUAAUAAGAAUCUCGUCCUUCCAGAGUGUUUCUUUUCAUUUGUGGACUUGAGAAAAGAGUUUGAAAAAUGUUGUCCCAGUGCCGGCCCUGCGAUCAAGCUGGAUCUCCCCUCCAUGUUAGAACAUUUGGGUCUAGCUGCAGUAUCAGAGCAGCUGAUGGGAGUGAGGGAAGUGAGGAGCAUGGCAGAGCUGAUCCUCCACAUCCUGGCUGAGCCUUACAAUCACAGUUUUACCUGCAUUGAGACGGUGAAAUACAAAUUUGAUUCUGGCACAUGCAGUAAGACAGAGCAAGUUGACAAUGAGACGGUCAUCAGGGCACGAGGACUUCCGUGGCAGUCUUCAGACCAAGACAUUGCUCGCUUCUUCAAAGGCCUUAACAUAGCCAAAGGGGGUGUGGCCUUAUGCCUCAAUGCUCAGGGCAGGAGGAAUGGUGAGGCCUUGGUUCGCUUCAUCAACUCUGAACACAGAGACCUGGCACUGCAGCGCCACAAGCACCACAUGGGCAGCCGCUACAUCGAGGUCUACAAGGCCACAGCAGAAGAAUUCCUGAAGAUUGCUGGAGGCACUUCUAACGAGGUUACACAGUUCCUGUCCAAAGAGAACCAGGUGAUUGUCCGCAUGCGGGGGCUGCCAUUCAAUGCGACAACGCAAGAAGUCCUGGACUUCCUUGGUCCCGAUAGCCCUGUCACUGAUGGUGCAGAGGGGCUACUUUUUGUGAAAUACCCAGACGGGCGACCCACAGGUGACGCCUUUGUGCUAUUCUCCUGUGAUGAGUACGCUCAGAAUGCCAUGAAGAAGCACAGGCAGAUUCUGGGCAAGCGCUACAUUGAGCUCUUUCGCAGCACUGCGGCAGAGGUGCAACAGGUCCUGACUCGGUACCUUUCCACUCCUCUGAUAUCCACCCUGCCGACCUCCUCCAUCGUCCCCGUCCUCGCCACACCUCCCUUCCUCCCGACGGCCAGCAGCACUCGCGACUGCAUCCGCCUCCGUGGCUUGCCUUACACGUCCGGCAUCGAAGACAUCCUAGAGUUCAUGGGUGAACAUACUGUGGACAUCAAACCUCACGGAGUCCACAUGGUCCUCAACCAGCAGGGCCGACCCUCGGGUGAUGCCUUCAUCCAGAUGAAGUUCCCUGAGAAGGCCUUUUUAGUAUCCCAGAAGUGCCACAAGAAGACUAUGAAGGAUCGCUACGUGGAAGUGUUCCAGUGCUCCACAGAGGAGAUGAGCAUCGUCCUUAUGGGAGGAACAUUAAACCGUAGUGGCCUCUCGCCACCACCUUGCAAACUCCCCUGUUUAUCUCCCCCUGCUGCCUAUGCUUUCCCCACUUCACCUGCCAUCUUGUCAGACCCCGGCCUCUACCAGCCCCCCCUGUUGGCCGCUCCCAGACAUCACCAGGCCACGCACAGCCCGGCCCUGGCGUAUUACCACCCCCAGCCUCACCUUUACAUGAACAUGAACUACACAGCUUACUAUCCAAGCCCCCCAGUAUCCCCCUCUACAGUGAGCUACUUCACAGCCCCGCCGUCAAUGGCGGCAGCAGUGGCAGGCCAGCCCCAUCAUGCCGCUGCGGCCGCAGCCGCCUCUGCCCCGGUGCUUCCCCAACCUGGAGCACUGGUGCGGAUGCAAGGCCUUCCCUACAACACUGGCGUCAAGGACAUCCUCAGUUUUUUCCAGGGAUACCAGCUCCAGCCGGACGCCGUCCUCAUCCUGUACAACUACAGCGGCCAGUGCAGCGGCGAGGCCUUGGUUACCUUCCCCAGCGUGGAGGCGGCGCGCCGGGCCGUGGCAGAGCGCUCCGGUCAGGCCUUCUACGGCGAGCGGCUUCACUUGACCUUCUGCAACUGA
Nerophis lumbriciformis (worm pipefish) is the source of this 2230-nucleotide messenger RNA. NCBI's taxonomy places the organism in Eukaryota, Metazoa, Chordata, Actinopteri, Syngnathiformes, Syngnathidae. The record is from RefSeq and is a predicted model, not a curated record.